Molecule: messenger RNA, 1008 nt
Organism: Penicillium waksmanii
Lineage: Eukaryota; Fungi; Ascomycota; Eurotiomycetes; Eurotiales; Aspergillaceae
Exons: 7
Coding region: 1-1008 (335 amino acids)
Source: RefSeq, a predicted model, not a curated record
AUGGCCACCGGGAACACCUUGGGGCCCACCCCAAAGGACGUGUAUCGCACGCUCAAUCUGGUGGUGCAAUGUCUGUGCAUUCCGAUUGUAUCAGCGGCUGUCGCCUUGCGAUUUUACACUCGUUUUCGAUUCAAGCAGCGCCUCGGAGUUGAAGACUAUGCAUGCACUGUAGCUUGGGGCCUGUUCAUGGCAUAUUGCGCAAUUGGUAUCCUCAUUGGUCGCCAUGGAGGAGGUUAUCACGCCGACGAAGUCCUGGCUUGGGACCCCGCGGAGAUCAUUCAAUUCAAGAAGUUCUGCUACAUCGCCACCCUUCUUUACUGCCCCAUGGCACUAUUCGUCUUCUUCAUCUACGGCCUUCUCGGCGCACUCUGCAUCUACUACACCGUCGCCCUGAUCAUCAAAAUCCGCAUCUGUUACCCCAUUCCAUAUUACUGGCUGGGAGAUGAGCUCGAGGGUGGUGGGACUUGUCUUGACCAGACGGCCGCCCUGAUCGCCGACUCCGUUAUCAGUGUCGUUAGCGAUAUCAUUAUUCUCAUCCUACCCUUGCCGAACAAGAAGCUACGUGUUAUGGGUCUGCUCGGAGCCGGUGGUUUCGCUGUAGGCUUUAGUCUGUAUCGACUCGUGUUGGUGCUCCAAGAUGGUACAUCACCCGAUCAGACGAUCGUCUUCAUGUGUGUCAUUAUGUCUGGAAAUGCCGAGGGUGGUGUCGGUCUAAUCUGCGCUUGUCUCCCCGUUCUGAACGUCUUGCUCGCUCAUUACCGGAAGAACUACUCGUCCCAAAAGUACUACAACCAGAGCUCCGAGAUUCAACUCGGAGACCGCAAGACAGGGUCCACAUCUAAGAAUGCGUCGCAAUGGGACAAGGCAACGAACUUCGGUGAUCAAAGUCACCUUAUUUCCUUUGCUGGAGCCCCUGAGGCAGCGGACUCUCUGUAUAAUGAGAAUGGUAUCCGCAAGACAGUUGCGGUAGAACAAACUGUCGAGAGCCGAGAUAGUGAUAGCCGCUGA